GGGACAUCAAAUCUCAACCAAUACUCGUACUGUACCUUCUCACCUGCCUCUCACCUGACGUCGACCAGGACACAGGCUGACGUUUCGACAGCUGAGGAAGAACCAGCCAAACCUCAACGAGGCGGGGUUAAAGAAAAAACAAGGAAUUUCCUGGUGAGCUGCUACAACACAGGAAGAUGAACGUGGGCGUAGCUCACAGUGAGGUGAACCCCAACACGAGGGUGAUGAACAGCAGAGGAAUAUGGCUCACGUACCUGCUGCUGACCGUCGUGUUGCACAUUGUCCUGCUCAGCAUUCCUUUUUUCACCGUGCCGCUCGUCUGGACGCUCACCAACGUCAUCCACAACCUGGUGAUGUACCUGUUUCUACACACAGUGAAGGGCACUCCCUUUGAGACACCAGACCAAGGCAAAGCUCGCCUGCUCACACACUGGGAACAGAUGGACUAUGGCGUCCAGUUCACAUCUUCACGCAAAUUCCUCACUAUCUCACCAAUUGUUUUGUAUAUUCUUGCUAGUUUCUACACAAAAUACGAUCCCACACAUUUUCUAAUCAACACCAGCUCCCUCCUCAGCGUCCUCCUCCCAAAGUUGCCUCAGUUUCACGGAGUACGGAUAUUCGGGAUCAACAAAUACUGACAGAACUUUCUGAUCACUGGAUUUUAAACACCAACACUGGACUUAAAUUUUCUGCUUCCGAAGAACUUAUUAUGUUUGGCGUUUGAGGAGAAGAGGACCAGUAAGGUUUGUCUUUUCUGUACAGACUGUGUGGAGUAAUAUGGGAAAGGCUGCAGUUUGUGCUGCAGAAAAGGUAAAUGCACUGCUGCUGUUCCAUGACGGUGAUUUUUCUCUACCGAUGUUUCUGAUUUGUGUUUGUUACAGCUUUAAAAUGUGUUUCCAUUAUUUUUAAAACAUCACCUUCUAUCUGUUUUCUCUUCCAAACUGCACUGGCUGCAGGUCUGUAAAACUUUCUGGGUGUCGCCAUAAAUGUGAAUGAAUGCAUAUGGAAUUCAUUGUUGCAGCUUCUUUUAUGUUCUUGUUCAAGUUCUCCUCUUUUCUCUUAGUUUACUAUGAAGGAUAUGCAUGCAGCAUGCAUUUAAACGCCUACAGUGAACACUGCAGUCUUUGUUUUGCUAUGAUACACAUUACUCCAUGUUACUUAUUGUUCUCUAUAAAAGCUGGAUUUCCUGUCCUCUUUAUAAAAUGAGCAUUAGGAGCACCAUGUGUUUA
Notolabrus celidotus (New Zealand spotty) is the source of this 1229-nucleotide messenger RNA. It is a transcript of the gene ormdl2, whose product is annotated as ORMDL sphingolipid biosynthesis regulator 2. The record is from RefSeq and is a predicted model, not a curated record. Bases 177 to 638 code for a protein of 153 amino acids. Gene Ontology annotation, cellular component: endoplasmic reticulum membrane. The transcript has 4 exons. Gene Ontology annotation, biological process: negative regulation of ceramide biosynthetic process; ceramide metabolic process; intracellular sphingolipid homeostasis. Lineage: Eukaryota; Metazoa; Chordata; Actinopteri; Labriformes; Labridae.